Molecule: messenger RNA, 1966 nt
Organism: Rubroshorea leprosula
Lineage: Eukaryota; Viridiplantae; Streptophyta; Magnoliopsida; Malvales; Dipterocarpaceae
Source: the annotation of a GenBank genome assembly
CCAACAAAAUCUCUCUCUUUAGUAAAAAAAAAAAAAAAAAAAGUCCAUAAGCGGAAGCUCCGCCGGGAAAUACAGAACGGCGAAGUCUGUGUUCUCUUUCGCGUUUUGUUUUGGUGUUCUGUUUGGCUGCUUUUGGUUUUAUUCGUUUAAAACGGGUGUUGAAUUACGGUGGAGUGUGGUUUAAGUAAUCUGGAUAAUGCUGGAUCUUAAUUUGAGUGUGGAAGUGGUCGGAGGGAAGCGACGGGAGGUUUCCGGUCGCCAGGUGGAGAGUUCCGGGAGCUUCGACUCCUCCGCGGUCAACGCCGACAUCGCUGGCGACGAAGAUGACGAUGCUGUUGGUUACACUUUCAGCAUCCUGAAAGCUGGCCAAGGAGACGGUGAUGCUGUUGGUGGUUCUGAUGAGUACCAUGAAGAAAGCCGCUCCCGCACCAUCCCGCUUUUUCCGUUAGCCGGUGAGGGAGAUGGCGGGAAGUCAACGGAAUCGUCAAGGAGGCAAUGGUUGGAUCUCGGAUGCAGCGAGGUGGAGCACGGUGGACACACGGAGCAGAGGAUCGCCAGUGCCCUGCCGCAACAGCUACCGUCGCGGCAGCAAGUGAAGAAAGGUAGGCGUGGUCCCCGCUCCCGGAGCUCGCAGUAUCGUGGUGUCACCUUCUAUCGCAGGACUGGGAGAUGGGAGUCUCACAUUUGGGAUUGUGGGAAGCAAGUGUACUUGGGGGGAUUUGACACUGCACAUGCUGCAGCAAGGGCAUAUGAUCGAGCUGCUAUCAAAUUCCGCGGUGUUGAUGCUGAUAUCAAUUUUAAUGUCACUGAUUAUGUUGAAGACAUGAAGCAGAUGAGUAAUUUUACAAAGGAGGAAUUUGUGCAUCUCCUGCGUAGGAAGAGCACUGGAUUUUCUAGAGGGAGCUCUAAGUAUAGGGGAGUAACACUGCACAAAUGUGGGCGGUGGGAAGCUCGUAUGGGGCAGUUUCUGGGCAAGAAGUAUAUAUACCUUGGACUAUUCGACAGCGAGAUAGAAGCUGCAAGGGCUUAUGACAAGGCUGCCAUAAAAUGCAAUGGAAAGGAAGCAGUCACAAACUUUGAGCCUAGCUCAUACGAAGCAGAGCUUAUUUCUGAAUCUGAAAAUGGAGAUGGCAACCAAGUUCUUGACCUGAAUUUGGGGAUUGCCCCGCCCCAUACAUUUGAAGCUCAAAGUGAGAAUGACAGUAGAAACCAUUUUCCUUUCCAGCAAAGAUGGAAUGACCUGCCUAUUGAGAGGGGAAAAAGGAUUGAGAACUCUGCCUCGGUAACAAUGAGGGUUCAACAACCAUGUUACCAGUAUCACCAGGCUGUGACGUUCAAGCACCCUCUUGUCUGGGGUAAUGCAAAUCCCAGUUUCUUUCCUGUCUUCAAGGAAAAAGCAAUAGAGAAGAGGGGAGUAGAUUCCUCACCAAGGUGGGCAUGGCAAGGCCAAGGACCCUAUGGUGGGGCAAAUCCCGUGCCACUCUUCCCUACCGCAGCAUCAUCAGGAUUCUCAUCUUCAUCAAUCACUUCACCACCAGCUGCUGCAAACCAUCAUCAACUUCACUUUACAAACACAACUUUUCUCCAUCACCAUUUCUCCCCACCAAUCACCAGUCCCAACAAUAUGUCCCAUUUCUACUGCAGAAGCUGAAAGGUGAAAAUGCAAUGAAGCCCCAGUCCACAAUCUUCUGUUUCAUACGACGAGGAGUUGGUGGGCAAUUGAAGACGUGGAGGGUAUGAAAUUAAAUUGUGUGAUAAAAUGCCUUACAUACACAGACUAUUAGUUUAGAUCUCAUUUAUUGUAAAGCUCAUCAAGCCAACUUCAUUUUGACCUCAGCUAAAUUUGGUUAUUUUGAGCCUUCUUGUUAUUCGUACUCUGAAUGCACCAUUGACGCCUAGUAAAAUUUAUUCAGGAAGAGCAAUGUUCCAACUCCCUCUCGAUGCCUAAUGAAGACGUUUCAAAUCU